CUUUUUGUAAUGAUGCAACCCGAACAAGUGAAGGUCUUUUUUUACGUUACAGCAACACCAAUGAAACGUCAAAGUGUCGCAAUGACGCAAGCCGACUGACACACGGGAAAAAUCCUUCACGAUCUUUACCUCAUCUUUCAAAAUGGUGUGUCUAUCUCGCGCGUUUCCAUCCAAAUUUUAUCAAUUAUUACGAAAAUGAACUAUUAACUCUUUAACAAACACGCGAAGUUUGCAUUACACAAUUUAAAUUGCUAGUGAAAUUACGUUUUGAAUUGUGCGAAUGUGUUUUUCUAGUCAUUAUUUUAGAGUCAGUUCGAACUGUGAUGAUUGUGAUUUGAUUAUUUAGAGCGCCUUACCGCAACUAAAAUGGCUGGUGACAGACUCAUGUAGCGGAGACAUGUCUCAAGUGAAACACUCCGACACGGCGGCCGCGGACAAGCCGGACCGCAGACGCGGCGCGGCGGGCCGAGCGGCGGCGUUGCGGCGCGCGCCGUCCGACUCCGACUGCUCCGGCGAGACCGCCUCGCUGUCCGCCGACAGUGGCGAGCGCCGCCCGCCGCCGCCGCCGCCGAGGGGGAAGACUAGGAACCGCAGACGCGGCAGCGAAUGGGAGGUGCUCGAAGGUCUAAAAGACGGGCAGCGCUUCGAGCGGCGGCCGGAGGUCUUCAACGGGUUCCUGCACAAGAAGAGGAAAUGGCCUUUGAAAGGAUGGCACAAGCGUUUCUUCGUGGUAGACGGCGGUAUUCUGGUGUACGCGCGCUCGCCCACCGACGUGGCGCGCGGCCGCCUGCACGGCUCGCUGGACGUCGGCCUGUCCGUCAUCUCGGCCAAGCCGCGGAGGCGGCGCAUAGACAUCGAUGCCGACGAGUUCAUAUACCAUCUCAGGGCGAAGACUCCUGAUGUGUUUAGGACAUGGUUGAACGUGUUAAAGGCGCAUCGGUUAUACCGGCAGCACCUCCUGACGUUCGGCGCGCGCGAGUCGGUGCCGAAGAUCCACGCGCCGCUCGACGACCUGCCGCCCACCGACACCUCGUCUCGGCUGAUUAGCCCUAACGGUGGCCCCAUCCGCGGCCCGCAGGCCGGGUUCGUGUCGGGCACCCCUGGCGGCCGACUGGCGGGCUGGAUCGUCGAAUCUGGUGGUCCACUGGAGAGCGCGUCUCGAGAGCUAGGACAAGCCCAGCUGUCCGUCCAGCAACUCCAGCGCUUGCUGGACGCAAUGCUGGAAAUACAGAACAUGCACCAUCACGAUACAGAUCAGGUGUCACUAGAGGGCGCUUCGCCGAACGUGAAGAAGGAUCGGCGCAAGUUCGGGCUCCGCAAAAAGAAGUCCAACAGCAAAUGUGCUUCGGUGGAACUGGCGCCGCCCCACGUAGACGGAUCUAGCUCGCAUAUGGCCCUCUCAGCCCUCACAGCGCCGCCGUCGCCGGGCGGAGGCGCCUCCUCCGUGCCCAACUCGGCCGCCAGCCUUCCCAUGGCGUUUCUUUCAACAUUUCUGGCCUCUACUUUAGUUCCAUGCGCAGCGGCUCGCCCGCAAUCCCUACCCGGUGCGGAAGCCCUAGGCGUGGGCACCGGCGGAGGCCCAACAUCAUUGACGAGUUUAACACCAGACCACCAGUUGAGAGAAGACUUCACUAUACUCGCUAAAGAUUUGGUGACCAAUUUGAAGACUGUUGUGUCCACUUUGGUGGUGGAGCGUGGGCGGCUGCGCGCCGCCGUGGAGGCGGCCGAGGCGCCGGCGGCGGGCGGCGUGGUGGCCGCGCUGCGCACCAACCUCAGCUCCGCGCUGCAGCAGAAUUCUGUGUUGAACACAGAACUGCGCUCCCGACUGUCGCGGAUUCACGACGCGUCAGACCUCGCCGAGAUAUCGUCCGUCAACAACUCGGAUCAAUCCACCUUGCAGCAGGCGACGCGGCCGUUCCCCCAAUCUCUAAGCUACAGCUCUUCCUGCGUGUCGGCUUCCGAGUUCUUCGACGCUGAGGAACAUGACGACGAACUGAAACCAGCUGAGAUUAUCACCACUGAUGAGGCGGGUGUGAUAGAGCUGGACGGGGAUUCCUCCUCAGAAGCGGGGUCGCUAAGCAGCGAGGAGGGCUCGGCCAGCUCCGACAACUCUGAUGGUGCGACAUCAGCUGUAAUCCCAGCAGAAAGGACCCCACUCCAGAACGGGUCCGGGCCGCUCACCAUCUACACCCGUCGCUCCCGCCUGCCGUGCCCGAGACCCACGCCGGCCUCGCCGAGCCUAUGGAACCUGCUCUACAAGAAUAUUGGGAAGGAUCUCAGUCAAAUAUCUAUGCCGGUCACUAUUAAUGAACCUCUUAAUAUGCUGCAGCGCCUCUGCGAAGAGUUGGAAUACUCGGAACUCCUCGAUUCAGCGUCAUCCUGCAACAAUGAACUGGAGCGCAUGUCGCUUAUAGCGGCGUUCGCCGUGAGCGCGUACGCGGCGUCUGCGCACCGCGCCGCCUCCAAGCCCUUCAACCCGCUGCUGGCCGAGACCUACGAGUACGGCAGGGGCGAGAGGGACUUCCGGUUCAUUGCUGAACAGGUGUCCCAUCACCCGCCGAUCUCGGCCUGCCACGCGGAGUCCCCGCGCUGGACCUUCUGGCAGGAGGCGCGCAUCAAGACCAAGUUCUGGGGCAAGUCCAUGGAGUUCCAGCCCACGGGCCGCGUGCACGUGCGCCUCCAGCCUUCUGGCGACCACUACAGCUGGAACAAGGUGACGACGUGCGUUCACAACUUGUUCGGCGGGCAGCGCUGGGUCGACCAGUACGGGGACAUGCACAUCGUGUGCCACGGCACUGAUAUUACAUGCAAACUACAGUUUAUAAAGGCGAGCUCCUGGUCGUCGAGUCGGCACGAGGUGCGCGGGGUGGUGGCGGCGGGCGGGCAGGCGCGCGUGCGGCUGCAGGGCCGCUGGUCCGAGGGGCUGCAGGCCGGGGAGCGCACGCUGUGGCGGCCAGGGCCCAUGCCGCCCGACUACGAGCUGUAUUACGGCUUCACGCGCUUCGCUAUGGAGCUGAAUGAGCUAGAACCGGGGAUGCGCGACGUGCUGCCCUCUACUGACACUAGAUUGAGACCUGACCAGCGAGCCCUAGAAGAGGGAGACGUGGAUGCAGCAGAACAGUUUAAGCAUGAACUAGAGCAAGCGCAGAGAGAGCGGCGCCGUGACGGCGUCGAGCACAGUCCGCUGUGGUUCAGAAAAACGAUAGAAGACGGUGAAGAGACGUGGGUGUUCACGGGGGAAUACUGGAAGGCGCGCGAGGCCGGCUUCACCGACACGCCGCGGCUGUGGUGACCGCACUUAUACAUAUAUCGUGUGCCGCAGUGCGAGGUGCUCUGCUAGGUUGUGUGCUUCGCUUAGCGUUCAAUUAGAGCUUUACACGACUAUAGCCUUUGUCGUCAAUAAUACUUCUACUCUAUGUCUACUGUAAGGCCGAGACUUUAGAGGCGAGAAUUGUGUUUGGUUUAAAAGAGGGUCUACUUUGUACUUUUGUCACUUAUCACUCUUUUUGUAUCACAUUGUAUGAAAAACUCUCACCCAUCAGAUGAUGACGCUGCGUCAUUAUAACAGAGAUUCGAGUUCCGUUUUUUAGUUAUCACGUAUUCUUCAUAGUUGUUUCUAUAUAUUUGUUUAAGACAAUAAUUCGUUCAUGUGACAUCUAAGCCUUUGACAAGAAUGGACUUUGCAAAUAUAUCAAAUGUAUUUUUUAUCGCUUUCGAAUAAAUGUAUUCAUUUUGUUACUUUAAUUACUACAAAUGUAUUUAAACCUUACUCCGUUGGCUCAGCAUUCCAAAAUGAGACUUGGCCUCCGACACAAGAUAGCGCCACUUUUUUCGGCUCAACUUUUCGCCAAUUGUUGACUCGAAGUUCUCGAAGCGAUACCUGGGGCGUCCCAUAAGACGAUAGGCCGUCUAUUUAAACCUGCAGUGGCAGCAUGGUUCCAUUUUUAUCACUUGUCACUAUGCCCGUCACUUUCACGCUUACAUACUUGUUAGAGCGUGACAGGCAUGGUGACAAAUGAUAAAGAGCCGACCAUCUUAGCCCAACUGGUCGGAAAUUUUCUAAAAGUAGACCCUCAAAAGUUCUAGGUACUAUACUAACACAUGUUUAGUAUUAAAUGUUAUUUUGUUUUAAAAAUACGAAUACUUUCGUAGUUAAUUUCAAUUAGGUAACUACAUAUAUAAUAUUAUCAUGAGUUUAACUUUAAAAAGGCCUGUUUCACACUAACUAAAGUAUCGGAUAGCUAAUGAACAAAUAAAUUAACUUCCUGCAAAACUUAACACUUAUCUACCAGUUAGAUUUUUUGAAGAUUGUGGAACGCCAACGAUCACUUUAUUCGUCAGAUAAGUCGCAAGUAGCUUAUCCAGGACUUUACUUGGACAUUGUGAAACAGACCCUUAGAAUAUGACAUGCGACCUAACUAAGGCGAAUGUAGACGAAGAUGUACUGCAUACCCACGCAUUUGGUGUGCACUGGCCUUAAGGGAGCGCUAAAAAUUCUCUUCAGAAAAGAGUUGAGAGUAUUAUCGUUAAUAUAAUGGACAAAAGAAAAUCUUACUUUAUUAAUAAAAUUAACUUCGUUGUAUAAAUAGUAUUAAGUGGGGUAAGUCUAUCACCGGGGCAAGAUAAACACUUGUAAGGAAUCCUCAUACAGUUUUUCUUGCCCCGAGCAAAAUAAACUAUGUACGUCUUACCCCACCUGACCUUAUACAUAUAUUUUACUAUUUUGUUAUCAAAAGGUUCUAUACAAUGGUACUAAGUUUUUUCAUAUUUUUUUUAAUUUUCCCAAGUUAUGAUAUAUUGUUUUUAUAGUAUCGUGGCUGUGAAAAAGUUUCCAUUAAAAUGAUAAAAGGUGUAAUUAUUGUAUAUUUUAAUUUGUAUAGUUCAUACUGGAGGUAUCUCGUAGAGUUGUCGGAAAGAGUAGGCAUAUUAAUAGGAAUGUUAUCUCGCUUACACUUAUGCGUAUAUAAAUGAAAAUAUGCUUGUUUUAAUGUGAAUGAAAGUAUUUAAUAACACUUUUUGUUUUGGAGUACCGAUUAUAAAAUGUUAUGUAUAUUAUAAAUACUAUUAAAAACGUGUCUAUAAAUACUGUGGACAUUUAAAUAUGUAUAUCGUCAACGGGGGUGAAUAAGGAUGGUUGACUACCAACACAAACUGUAUCAUACAAAAUCUUCUAUUAAUAUAUUCAAUCGAAUAAUACAAUUUGUGUGGGUAUUUUAUAAGAAAUAGUAUGGUAAAUCACAUUUUUAGUUUUGUCCCCAUUCACCCCAGCCAUCCCUAUUCACCCCGGUUGGUAUGUACUUAUGGUAAAGACCCGGUUUAAUAUCAUUUAUAAUGUAAAUGAUCAUGUAAUAUGGAGAUCGAACAUGUUAUGUAUAGAUAGAUAGUCAUGAUAUACUUGGUUUUAUAUGACACACAUAAAACAAAUAAAAUCAUCACUUAUGGUACUCUUAACUUAAAAUCCUAAUAAACCUAGAUGUCUUUAAAAAGACUAUCUAGACCCAUUUUAGGGUCAAUAUGAACAAGUACAUUUUCAUUAAAAAAAUCUUCUUUGCCUUGAUGUUACUUAUAGUAAUUAAUGAAAUGUUAAUAUAAAUGUUACACUUUAGCAAAGAGAAUUUGAAAUAGAAGUGGAUUGUCAAAGUAAACUUUGUAGCCACAGUAAAUUUACUGUAAUCUUUCAUUAAAACUUUUAGAACGCCGUUUGACUUUGAUCCUUAAUCUUUCAAUGAUAUGUGUUAAGUUUGUUAAAUAUCAAAAACUAAAAAGUGGCGCCAUCUAAUAGAUAAUAGGCCAAAGGUGUGGCGGCAUACCUCUAAAGAUGCCGCCAUACCUUUGAAUAUGGAACAAAGUCAAAUGGCGUGCUGAAAGUUUUAAUCAUGAGUCGAAUCAUGACAGUAAAUUUACUGUGGCUACAAAGUUCACUUUGACAAUCCGCCUCUAUUCCAAAUUCUCUUUGACAUUAGACGUCAGUAACAUAGUAUUUUAUCACAUGAAGUAUAUAAAAAAGACUGACUGUCUGAAAAUUCUUAAACCUGUUCCACUAAAUUGACAAUUGCCAAGACUACAUUUCUGGAUUAAAAAGUCGAAUGGAACGAGAGUUGAAGUGAAAAAAAAAACUUAGAAUUGUGUUAAGGUAAAAGUACUAGUGCUCGACGCUGCACUAGUUACCGACAUGGGCACUUCAUGUCAUAGAAAUAUAGGUUAAAUUUGAACAACGAAGAUUUUUCUGUAUUCAAACUUAAUCCUUGUCACUUUGACAUAAAUAAAUAAAUAUUAUAAAUAUUAUAGGACAUUAUUACACAAAUCGACCAAGUCCCACAGUAAGCUCAAUAAGGCUUGUGUUGAGGGUACUUAGACAACGAUAUAUAUAAUAUAUAAAUAUUUAUAAAUACAUAGAAAACACCCAUGACUCAGGAACAAAUAUCCAUGCUCAUCACACAAAUAAAUGCCCUUACCAGGAUUUGAACCCGGGACCAUCAGCUUCGUAGGCAGGGUCACUACCCACUAGGCCAAACCGGUCGUCAAAAGUCGUCAAAGGUCGACAUAAAGUGCCCAUGUCGAGUACUAGUGCAGCGUCGAGCACUAGUACUUUUACCUUAGUGCUACGUAAAUGUGUUCGCCAUGAACCAAUUAGAAAAAUUGGUUCCUGAUCACCGAUUAAAUUCCAUCGUGUAUAUAUCGAUGCUAUUUUUCUCAAGGUAGAAGUAGACGACAAUUUGUCAAUUUAGUGUACAUAUUUAUGUCACUGUAUCGUUAAAAUACGUCACGUUCAUUUUCACGUAACAUUUAAUAUUGUUAUCGUCAAUUAUUGAUAAUAGGCGAUAUUAGAUGAAGUGGCACUUCGAAAUUUAUGCACAAUGUGACUAAAAUUUAAAAAAAUGGCGUACGGUAUUGUAGCCUUAGUACUUUAUUUUAUUUUAAUUAUCAAAUUUACCCUUGAAAUUUAUUGCUACAAAAAAAUGGCAAACUAUACAAGGUGCCCUUGAGCAUUGCGAGAGAUUUUAACGGUGCAUUCCUGAUGGCAACAGAUGCAAAAAAUGUUAUAUGACUUUUUGUGAAAUUAGACAAAAAAAAUCCCCUUUUUUUGAACACCCUGUACAUAAAACGUAAUUUUUAUUAACAAACACAUAACCUAAAAUUAACUAAAAAGUUUUUUUUUUUCAUUUGGGGGUAACCUCUCGAAUACAUUUUUCAUUUUUCGAUGUCAAUCAAUAGGUAUGUCCAGACUACACCUCAAAGUGGCAAUACCGCAAUCAAAAAUGUGUUAUGUACCGACUUAUGGCGAAAGAAUUAUUUCGAAAAACAUUUAAUUCUCUGAAACUAGGCCUAAUCCAGAAAAUUUUAUAUGACAUUUUAGUUUCUAAAUAUUACCAAGAAUGCUUAGUUAAAAUGUCUCGCAAUGCGGGCACCUUGUACAGUCAAAAGAUUUAAUGUGUGACCCAUUUCGUACCUUGUCCCAGUGACAAUAGUACGAGGUCUCUAGCGACUUCCAUGUUGUUUGUCACUGUGGCAAGGUACGAAAUAGGUCACACAUUAAAUCUUUUGAGUGUACAAUAAUGUAUGCUUUAAGGUCUGGAGAUAUUUUAACUAAUGAGAUUGCCCUUAAACCUUUAAGGCAGAGGGAAUAUAUUUCGAACUUUGUUUCAAAGUGAAAGGGUUAAAUUUUGCAUAAUUUCUGACGCAAUUGUCGGACUGAUUAAAGUAACUGAACAGAGAAACAUUAACUAUUAUUUCGCGCAGAUCCAUUCAAAGAAUAUUUUGCAGCUCCAUCUAUGAACUGAAACAGUAAUUUGACAUGUUCUCAAAAAGUAUUAUACAAUUUAUACAUUAGUUAAAACUACCUCUCAGUUAAAAUAUUUUGCAUUAUUCGAAAUGAAAUAAAGGUAAAUCUGGUUAUUAAAAUAAGGUUAAAAUUUAAAUUGAAUGACAAGUUGUCUGGUGCGUUGAGUCUUUUAAAAUCUUCGCUUGCCUCGUAUGUACAUAAGUCUUGUUCUUGACUAUUUGGAACCCAAAAACUGUUAAAGUAUUGUACUGUUUAACCGAGAUGGUUCGUUGCUAUACUCUGUAUCUUUAGGUAUUUAAAUAAAAGUAAACAAAAUCUACCCUCAAACGGCUCCUUAAUGCCAUUGAGUGUAGAUGAAAACAUUACAUGAUCAAAUAAUGUAGGUUAAAGUCAGGUCGUUCAGUGACAGAUCCGGGCGUUUUUGUGUUUGGUUGGUUAACCAAUAAAUGUUAUAACUACCCGAAAAUGUAGAAAUUGUUUGUUUACUUGGCUUCAAAGUUAAGGGACUGGUUUAUAUGCUCUGUAGGUAAAACAUAAAUUUGAUCGGAAUGGAUAUAGAUCACGCAUCGUCUUGAGUUAAGCGGUAAAUCAACAAUAACGCAGUUUUUUUAUGGGUCAAAUUUCUUUGUCCGUUAUUUUGUUUUGUUCCCGAAAAAUGUGACGGAGUGUAGCUUUUUGUAUUAGAUGAAAUUUAGUUUUUAAUUUUCCUCAUGGUAAAAUUUUCCUCGUUUUUUUAAUUUAUUUGAUAAAAUACAAGCGUGACAAUGCUCCAAAACAAAACAAAGAAAACAAUUUUGAGCCAAAUAUACAAUUAGGUUUUGUACCUAUCUUAUUAAUGUAUUUGUAAUGUAUAUAUGUAUUUUAAUUAGUAUUUGAUUUUGGUUUUAGUUUUGUAAGUAUUUUUUUAAUAUGUAUUGUCAUAAUCUUAUGAUCAUUUAAUGAUAAUUGCCUAGCAGUUAUUUUCUUUCACUUAAGUCAAGAGGUGGAGGUCUUACAGUAUUUUUUGUAUAUACAUUAGUAUAAAUUGUUUAGUAAAUUUUAUUUUUUUAAUAGUUUAUUUUGACUACUUAUUUAAUAACAUAAACACUAAUUCUUUGACAUUAUUUAAACAUACCUUUCCUUUGGCACACAAAUAAAUAUUUGAAGACAAUCUUAUCCAGAUCGAUCUUGCCCCAAACAUGGGUACUAGGCGACGAUUUACAGACGUAUAUAGAUAAAUACAUAGGUACUUAUAUACAUAGAAAAUAUCCAUGACUAAGGAACAAAUAUCUGUGUUCAUCACACAAAUAAAUACCCUUACCGGGAUUGAACCCGGGACCAUCGGCUUCAUAGGCAGGGACACUACCCACUAGGCCAGAUUGGUCGUCAAAGAGAGAAGAGUUCCUAGAAUAUCAGUUUUUGGGCUCCAAAACUAUAAAAUAGGUGUUGUUAUUAUUAGAAUAGUGUAUGUUAUAGAUUUAUAGGCAUCGGAUCUAGGGUAUUGAAAUGUAUAAUUUAGUAUUAUCUUUUUUUUUAUUAACGGGCAGUUUUAUACAGUAUUCUAAACCGGUCACAUAGUGGGGGUAGAACAUAUAAAAAACAUGAAGUGUUAAAAAUGGAGUAAAAAACGAAACAAGAGCUUUAUACAACCUUGCGAAAAUAAUAAUUAGAGUAUGUACAGUACGCCUCUAUUGCCAAGGCGUUAGAGUACGUGUUCAGAUAUUUUUGAGCACCUCGACCGCUCCGAUAUAUCUGAUGGCGCGUGUACUAACAAAUGUGUGGCGAGCGGUUACGUUCCUUUGAUGGUUCUGUAUACGGUGUUUUUUUUAAACUCCGUUAACUUCAUGGUAUGGCUAAGUAUAUGUACGGAAACUUCAUUGGUUAUUUUAUUUACUUUUCGUAAAAAGUAAAAUUUGCGUUGUAACACGGGCAUUAUAUUUAAAUCCACAAAACAAUUGAAAACUAUGACAUAUCAAUGAUAUUUCGAAUGUCGAUCGUCCGAGAUAGUACUUGCGUUUAGUAGCAAAUGUAUAAACUCGUACUAAACACUAAUCAAUCCUUAAACAGGCGCUAAGGUACACGCUCGUAGGGGCCCUAUCAUGUAGAAAUAAAUCAAUGAUUAUCUCCAAAAUGGAGUUAAUUAGAAUUCCGGUUUCAUUGAGAAACUUACUUAAUUUAAGCUCAGAAAUGCACCCAAAAUUAACUUAAAAAAAACACGUUGUAUAAAGUUGUUAAGGUGGGGUCUUGUAAUUGCAACUAAAAAUAUUGAAGUCAUAACUUCAUCAUCUGAUAAUUCUAUAUAUAUAUAGGGAAAUAUGUUUUUCUGUAAAAUUAUGCAUAAGUCAAAUUUUAUGUAGAUUUUAUACUACUGUCAUAACAAAGAAAAACUCUGAAGAAUAAAGAGCUAUUGCCAAUAGUUCUGACAAAGGCAGCAAUAGUUGCAAUUACCCCUCCUGACCAGUAAUUGCAACUAAUCGUUUAAUCUCCACAUUUUUCUAUGUGUAUUGUCUAUGUGUGUAUUUUAAACACAAAGACUAAGAGAAUCUUCAUAGGAUUGUGACACAUAUCUCCUUGUAACUACGACCAAUUUCGCAUAAACAUACUUUUUUGCCGUGGGUCUGGUAAUUGCAACUAAUUUCUCAAAAAUAGUGAUGGGAACCUUACCGCAAUUUUAUCGACAGUCAUGUAGUGUCUGCCAUCGACACGCCAAGAAGACCAUGGUAGCAGAAAUAAAACUCAGGGAUAAACUGUUAUUUUUAAAAUCAUAUAUUUUUUAUGCAAUGUUUUUUAGUUGUUAAACAGACUAAAAAAUAAUAGCUAUAUUUUUAUUAAUCAUCAUAAAAUAGUUUACUUAUGCUUAAUCAAACAGCCUUUUUACUUUUAUCAGACUACUAAAUAAUUAGUAAUGUUACGUAGUUACGUUUCCUAGCUUCAGGCUUUUUUCCUGGCAACCUCUACGGACUGUGGUUUUUUGACACUUAAUCUGUGUCGCCUUUUAAAACCCCGAAACCAUUCUUUGCCAGGGUAAUCAUCUUUGAAACGAGUUAUGAGUCCGUUCCUUUGUAUAUAAGCACAUAUUAAUUGUUUAAUCUCCUUUGAUGUAAGCGGAAACUCACACUUUUCCAUUUCGUGAAUAAGAGCAGCCACUCUGCUUUCCCAAGCUGUAGAUAAUUCAGUAGGCCUGCCAGGCGUCGUUUUUUUGGCACCACGCGUUCCGUAUACACGGUGAAUUAUAGUUGAUCUUGGUAUAUUAUAUCUUUCUGAAGCUUGAUAGCUGUUCAUUUUUUUGUUUUGUACAUUUUCGAUUGCUUCCAUUAAGUCAUUAAGAGAAUAUUUUGCUUUUUUUUUACGUGCUGACAUCUAAAAAAAUAUUUUUUAUAAUAUAUUAAAAACCAGUUGUAUGAAUCAAGUAAGUAUAGUGCCUAGUUUCAUCAAAUUCCAUUCGAUCAUUAAGCGGUAGAAACAUAGAAAAUAGCAAACAGGCGAUACUUAUUUAUUUAUUUAACCAUUCGUUGUACACAAUAAACUUAUGAACAAAAACUACAUGUAGAAAAACGACACAGCAGGCCCUGCUUAUUUCUACAAAAAAACCUGUUACAGCAGAACUAAGUAAGUGAAAAGGCAAUAAAAGAUACGCGGAUAUAAAUAAAAAGGCGGAUAAAUAUGUAUACAUACCGGCACAAUUAGCGGAAUCUUUGUACCCCAAAAUAAUGUACACCCGGUCCGUCAUGGGUAAGAAGAACAAAAUUUAACAAUAUUACCAAUUUUGGAUCUUUUUUUUGUGAAACUGUUCAUAUCAGCUAAUUGCAUAUUUUUAAAUUUCCAUGCUUUUAAUAAAAAUAAGCAAAAUCAUACAACAAAUUUAAUAUUAAACCAUGGACAUAUUAAUUUGGUACGUUGUAUCUGAUAACAUUUUCAUGAAAAAUAAACGUAAUUAUCUUGUAACCACCCUUUUCUUAAGUUACGCUAAAUGUGCCGGUGUGUUAUGUUAUUAGUGAUUGUACCGAUAUAUUCGUGUUCACUGCCACAUCACUAGCUUUUUCAAAUUUCAUACAAAAAUUGGCAGCUAAUUGUAACUAACCUAAAAAUUGCAAAAUAGUUGCAUUUACCAGACUUUGCAUUUUUUGUCUGGUAAAUGUAACUACAGAGAAAACUCGGAAAAUAUUCAUCGUAGAAUAAAACAAAUACAAACAAAAUGACUUACCGUGAUUAGUUACAACUUUUCUUGUGAAAAAACUUGCGAGGAACCACUAAAAACUAUUUUUUAGAAUAAAAAUGCGCACCGUGUCCAUCCGACGCCAGCAGACUCAAAAUGGCGGAUGACAAAAAGCUUUAUAACUCCCACAAUUCUUGAGCUUGCAGCGCCAUCUACAUUUUUGAGGUAGAACUUUUAGUAUUAAAUUGAACGAGUCUGUCGUUUUACAAUAAAGUAACCCUAGAGGGAGUUAUUGAAGUUAGUUGCAUUUACCGAAUAGUUGCAAUUACAAGACCCCACCUUACUCUGUUUCGUUUCCAUACUCCUGGGUUCUUGGCCAACGUGUCAAUCGUUAACGCACCGUAGUAUAGCCAUCUCUCUCUAUCACUCUUCCAUAUUAGUGCGACAGUGACAGUUGCAUUUCGUUCGCUACGGAGCGUAAACGAUUGGAACGUUGGCUACGCACUCUGUCGAUAUACAUAAAUUGUAUACCCCUACGUGCUAUGUCACAUGAUUGACAAUAAACUUAGGUUGAAUUGUUGUAUUUUAAUGUUAUUUACAUGAUGUUAUAUCACUUAUCGCAUGUUUGCGAUACAAUACAUACAAUGCUUAAAUUUUGCUAUUUUAGCACACUACUUCGCUAUUUAAUUAUAAAAAAAAUAUAUGUAUUCGUUUUAUUACUAGGCACGUCUACACUGGCCGCUUUGUGCGCGAGGAGAUUGCCUCGCGCGUAUGCUCGCUCUGUGUGGACCUAUUUAGCCUAUCGCCUAUUUAGUAAAAAUGUACGUUUUAAGUGGAAUAUCACUUUUAGGCAGACCAAGAUAACUCUGCACCGAUUUUUAUAGCACGCGUGUUAUUUAAACGUCAUAAUUUCAUAUAAUUUUGACGUUUAAAAUAACACUUGCAGACCUUACAGUCUUGCACGUGUGUGCUAUAAAAAUUGCUCUAGAGUUAUCUUGGUCUGAUUCAAAAUAUUUUUUUCUUAACUUUUUUUUACAUCAAUGACAUCUCUGGUCUUAAAUGCUAUAAAAAACAGAUGACUAUUAAUUUUAUAUUACAAUAGUUAAAAUUUACAUCAUUUAUGUUUUACUUGAAUGUAUUUAACUUUUUGAACGCCAUUUAUGAGUUCUGUCAGUAGAAAAAAGUGGCAAAAAAUUUAGUCGCGAUCGGUUAUCGUCCGACAGAAAAUUCCAAUUUCCCGCCUUUUUCUACUGACAAAGUUGUUUGACAGAUUAUCUCAACAAUCCGAUUAUGUACUAAAUACUAAUAAAAACUUUGCCAAACCCGUGUUAAUUAGGUGUGAUUAAUUUGUGAUGUUUGUUUUAAGUUAGUUGAGACAGCAAUUAUUGUUAAAGUGCCUUUGUGAAUUGUUUUAUUUAAAAAUAGAAUAUUAUGGUGUAUACUAUGGUACGAGUAAUAUUAUAAUUUGUUUGAAAUAGACACAAUUAAUAUUUGACGACCUGUCUGGCCUAGUGGGUAGUGACCCUGCCUAUGAAGCUGAUGGUCCCGGGUUCAAAUCCUGGUAAGGGCAUUUAUUCGUGUGAUGAGCAUGGAUAUUUGUUCCUGAGUCAUGGGUGUUUUCUAUGUAUUUAAGUAUUUAUAUAUUAUGUAUAUCGUUGUCUAAGUACCCUCAACACAAGCCUUAUUGAGCUUACUGUGGGACUUAGUCAAUUUGUGUAAUAAUGUCCUGUAAUAUUUAUUUAUUUAUAAUAAUUAUUAGGGGGUGUUACAGAAGAAAGAAAGAAGUUCUGCCGCCAGAGAGCAGCACUAACACAUAUUCUAAACCAUAGAGUAACUUAUACAUACUAUGCCUUAAACAGUUUUUUGGGAAUUGUUCACAAAUUCAUGCGGCGGUUUGUUUACAGAGACCUACCAUCGCAACGCGAACAUCGAAAUGUCUUUAUCCGCCUCUCAAUCGCUCGAAUAUGCAAGAGUGAUAGAGGCGGAUAACUUAAUUUCGAUUUUCGUGUUUCGCGGUAGGUCCUCAGUGUGAGUGGCGCCCCCUAUGCAGAGUUUUGCGUAAUAUCGUAUAGGAACCGAUCAUGCCACUCCAUAUUUAAUUAUAGGCUUGAAAUAAUUGUGAUAUUUAAGGCCACAAACUUUUUAUUUAUAUGUAAUAAUUUACCUACCAAUAAUUAAAUAAUACCGGUGCCAUAGUUACACUAUGUAUAAAAACCUACUAUUAUAUAAAUAAACUAAGUAUAGACUUCACUCUCGAUGUGUAGAUUAUCUGUUCAGAUAUUAAUGCAGUUUUAAACUUAUAAUGUACAUAGGAUUGUCCGGCAUAUAGCUUAAAUGAAAUAAACAUUACUAAUACAUAAAGACAAUAUUCUUACACAUUUUGCGUUUGUUGAAUCCGUUUAAAGGAAAGUUUGCGAAUCGUUUAAAGUCGUCGCAAACCAUAAUUCAGAAUAUACCCAAAUACAUUUUACCAUUAGUAUCAUAUUUUAUUUAAUACCAGGGCGGCUACCGGGAAAAUCGAAAUUCGUCAAUUGCGGGCAUUUUUCUCUGUCACUCUGAUUACGUCUUACUAAGAGUAAAAGAGAAAGAUCCCCGCAAUUUGCGAAUUUCGGUUUUCGCGGUAGGCCCCCAGUUGCGGUGUCUUGAUUUUCCGAAUAAUACAUUGUUAUAUUCAUAUUCACUUGUUUUAAAACAAUAUUACAACUUUAUUACAAGUAUUACAUCGCCAUGACAUAAUUUUCGCACUAUGAAAUGAAUAGUUUUUUUAAAUGAUAAAUGCCUAUACAGAUACCGCAGCUACUAUAGUGUCAAAAAAAUUGUAAAAAUGCUUCUAUUAUAUUAAUAAUUAAUAAUAAUAACUGUAAGUUAAACAAGACAGCAAAUUUAUUGUGCUACAGUUACAUUUUGUUAUGUGAUUUUGUUCUAAGUAUAGCUUGGUGAAAUUAUUAAAGGAAAUUCGAUUAU
Cydia pomonella (codling moth) is the source of this 14882-nucleotide messenger RNA. RefSeq names its product oxysterol-binding protein-related protein 6-like. Gene Ontology annotation, cellular component: cytosol; perinuclear endoplasmic reticulum; intracellular membrane-bounded organelle. The coding region runs from base 398 to 3292 and encodes 964 amino acids. Lineage: Eukaryota; Metazoa; Arthropoda; Insecta; Lepidoptera; Tortricidae. The record is from RefSeq and is a predicted model, not a curated record. Gene Ontology annotation, molecular function: cholesterol binding. The transcript is spliced from 25 exons.